AUGAGGAACCAAGAAGAAAUCGUAGAACCGUCGAUGCCCCACGCAAGCAGUACCAUCGAAGAAAUCUCACCGUUCAAAUACCUGGGUGCGAUGAUAUCGAGAGAUGUUAACUGUGAACAGAAGGAUUACGUUGGCGUCGCUCACCAUCAAGAGCCUAAUGAACGUUUGUACUCAAAGGGGAAUAACAGUCACCAUCAAGAUCCACUUUUACUGCGCUAUUGCGAUACCGGUUUUGUUCAAGUGUCAGGAAACGGUUGCACUCACAAGAUCACAGGAAUAUCGAUUGGACAGCAUGUAGUAGCGCUGGUUGUGCCGGCUGAAGAAGACCGAGUGGCUCGACCGCAUAAAAAACGAUUGAGUCUUGGCACCAUUUGA
This is a messenger RNA of Soboliphyme baturini, 375 nucleotides long. The record is from the annotation of a GenBank genome assembly. Lineage: Eukaryota; Metazoa; Nematoda; Enoplea; Dioctophymatida; Soboliphymatidae.